Debaryomyces fabryi is the source of this 228-nucleotide messenger RNA. RefSeq lists its product as uncharacterized. NCBI's taxonomy places the organism in Eukaryota, Fungi, Ascomycota, Pichiomycetes, Serinales, Debaryomycetaceae. The record is from RefSeq and is a predicted model, not a curated record. The transcript has a single exon. The coding region runs from base 1 to 228 and encodes 75 amino acids.
AUGAAAAGAGAUAAUGAGCAACAAAACGAUAAUGUUAAGGUCCUCGUUUCAGACGUAAAUCUCAAUAUGGAUGAAAAAAUAGAUCUUACCUUGGAAGAAGUCACUCCAAAAUUAACAAAAUGGUGGUUUCAGUAUCCUCAUUUAUUGAAAAUGAACAUCUAUUUCGGAUGUGCUGUAUUUGGUAUGAUAACCCUUCGCUAUGAUGGGAUCAUUAUGAGUAACUUAUAA